AUGAAAGUUGGGAAAGCGGCAGGACCAGAUAACAUUCCGGUCUCCGCCAUAAAAGAAUUCACGCCGAUAAUAGAACCCAUAUUGACAAAGAUAGCGAACAGCUCCUUGCACCUUGGACAUUACCCAAAAUGUUUCAAAGAAGCGACAUGCAUUGUGAUUCCAAAGCCAAAUAAGAAGUCAUACCGAGAAGCGAGUAGUUAUCGUCCGAUCUCACUACUCAACCAUCUUUCGAAGCUGAUUGAAACUGUCAUGACAAAGAGACUACAAUAUAAAUUAGAUACCAGAAAGUUAAUCCCGAGUACGCACUUUGGGUGUAGGAAGGGCUCCGGUACAGACGAUGCUUUACUAUAUGUCACUGAAUUCAUUCAAAAUGCUUGGAAGCAAAAGAAGGUAGUAAUGGCGCUCGCCCUAGACGCACAAGGAGCUUUCAACAACGUCAUACAUGAGAAGCUCCUUGAGGAAUGCAGGAAGGUCGGACUACCGAAGUACCUCACGAGAUGGAUAGGAUGCUUUUUGAAGGAAGGAAAAUACGCUUCAAAUUCUCCAAUUAUACUUCCUCGACUUUCGCACUUAGCAAAGGCUCCCCACAAGGGUCCCCAAUAAGCGGACCAUUGUCUUUGAUAUAUAAUACCGCGUUACUGAGAGCCAGCCGAGAGGUUAUCAAAAUGGGUUAUGCAGACGAUGUACUAUGGAUGGCAGCAGCUAGUACACCGAAGGAAGCUAGAUCCUUAUUGGAAAGCCAAAUACACGAAAUGUACACCACACCAAAUUUUAUCACACUAUCUAAAAAGAGUGAAC
Molecule: messenger RNA, 798 nt
Organism: Wallemia mellicola CBS 633.66
Lineage: Eukaryota; Fungi; Basidiomycota; Wallemiomycetes; Wallemiales; Wallemiaceae
Exons: 1
Coding region: 1-603 (200 amino acids)
Source: RefSeq, a predicted model, not a curated record